Messenger RNA from Stegodyphus dumicola, 587 nucleotides. RefSeq lists its product as uncharacterized. The record is from RefSeq and is a predicted model, not a curated record. NCBI's taxonomy places the organism in Eukaryota, Metazoa, Arthropoda, Arachnida, Araneae, Eresidae.
UGAACAUCCUGCACGCAAUUUCUCAAUUCACAAUUUGUUCGCUUUUGUAUAUAAAGAUUAUCUAAUUUAAGUUUCGCUGAUUUGUCGAAUAGUGUAUCCGAAUCUAACUAUGUUGAGACCGCUGAUUGUUGGCGUUCUUCUUUGCGCAAUAACGCUGCUUUCCAUGACUGCAGCACUUCCUCAAGGAGGAGGAGGAGAAGCAGGAGCUGGAGCUGGUUUCUCAUUCGGUGGGGGAGCAGGAGCUGGAGGCGGAGGAGGAGGAGAAGGAGGAGCAGGUGCAGGAGGAGAAGCUGGUUUUGGAUUUGGCAUGAAUGCAGGAGCAGGAGGUGGAGCUGGAGCUGGUGGAGGUCGAUGAAGAUGCAUGAAUUGGUUCGAAAUUCACUGGAUACUGUGAAAUGGCUUAAAAUUCCAUUUGUAUCAAAAUUUCAUAUCCAAUGCAAGUCAUAAUAAGUGAUGACUCUAUUAAAUUAAAACUAAACACUCAAAAUCAUUUAUCUCUUUUAUUAUUUCAGAUCAGUUUUUUGCUACAGUGUAAAAUCAGAAAAUUAUUUUAGGUAACUUGUAAUAAAUACGUACAUUUUUCGAAA